AUUCCCAAUGGUGGUCUAUUCAUUUCAGACGCGUACAGACGCGUACGGAACCUGUUAUAAAUAUAAUCUGAAUGUUUUUCUCACAAAGUUUAGAUUGUACUUUAAAUAAAACUUUUUGGCAAAUUAUACUUUUCAGCGAAUUGAAUAAAAAGUAAAAUACUAAAAAAUGGAGGCAAUUAACAGUCAGGGUCAAAUAAUUGGUGUUCUGCAAGCAGUCGAAAUUGUCCCCGACUUGGAAAUAAAACUCGAACAAGAUGCUUACGAUCAUGUUGCCGAAAAUGGAUUCCUCGAUUACGAUCAUACAAAAAGAAUACCAUCCACUAAUGAUGUAGGUGCUUUGAAUCUAUGGACAAGAGAAGCAACAUCUUGUCUUAUUUCACAAUACAAGAAAUAUCGACAAUCUGUUGGUCAAACGACAAAAAUUCGUAGUUUACGCGAAAUGUUUGAAAUGAUAUCAUUUGAGAUGCAGAAAUAUGGAUUUUAUUUUAGCGCACAAAAAUGUGAGAAUAAAUGGCGUGUUUUAGAACGUAAAUACAAUAAUUUGGUAUUUCGUGAGAGACUAAAGAAACCCGGUAGAAUGAGGCAUUACGGACAUUGGGAACAUAGACGAGCUUUAGAUGAGAUAUUUAAUGAAAAAAAGAGGCACAUGUAUCUUGAUGAAAGUGAUUUUCCACCUCCCAGUGGAUCAGCUAAAAUAGCAAUGUUAGCUAAAGCUGCAGAAGCAGGUAAUACAGGACAAUCAGGAAAAUCGACAAACAGUGUUUCCGAUUCUACCUCAACUGGUCAAAAAACGUCAGAGGAUACAGAAAAUCAAAUAAGUGCUGUAAAAUCAUUAUUGGAACAAUUUCUCGAAGAUAUGAAACAACAAUUCACAAUGAUUGAGAAAAACAAUGAGAGGAGACACAAGGAGGAGAUGAUGAUUCGUCAAACGGAAUUAGAAGUACAGAAAAGAAUUCUUAAAUUAAAGGAACAAAAAUUAGAAUUAAAGAAAUCGCAAAUAGUUGCAGCGGUACAAAAAUUGGGUAUUGACAUAAAACAAUUGCAAUAGUUUUAGUAAUUGUUUUCUUUCAUUUUUUUUUUAUUUUUUUUCCACUUUGGUAAUUUUUAUUUUCUUUGUAUAUGAAACGAUAUAUUCGUUUUGUUGAAUUAUGUACUAAGAAAGUAGUUCUUUUACAAGA
This is a messenger RNA of Leptopilina boulardi, 1178 nucleotides long. RefSeq lists its product as uncharacterized. The coding region runs from base 167 to 1048 and encodes 293 amino acids. The record is from RefSeq and is a predicted model, not a curated record. The transcript is spliced from 2 exons. NCBI's taxonomy places the organism in Eukaryota, Metazoa, Arthropoda, Insecta, Hymenoptera, Figitidae.